This is a messenger RNA of Ostrea edulis (European flat oyster), 992 nucleotides long. Its product is annotated as protein draper-like. The record is from RefSeq and is a predicted model, not a curated record. The transcript has 4 exons. Lineage: Eukaryota; Metazoa; Mollusca; Bivalvia; Ostreida; Ostreidae. Bases 444 to 821 code for a protein of 125 amino acids.
CAUUUAAACCUUUCAUACGAAACAGGUGGAGGAAACAAAUAAUAAUCAUUCCUAUAAUUCAAUUCAAGAGAGUACAACAUUGAGGGCAGGGCAAACACUAAACCCUGGACUCACCGGUGGUGGGAUUAGGCGCCUAGGAGGAGUCAGUAUCCCCUAUUGACCGGUCAUACCUGCCGAAAGCUCUAAAUCUUGAUCAGUAUCAAUGGUGUCAAUUGUAGCACACUUUCGUACGAUACUUAUGUUGUAUAUUCUGUAGUAUCUGAUGAUGGGUCACUUCAAUUGAGAGGGAAGUUCAACCAGCAAUUUCAUCUAAGCACUUUUCCAAAUCCAAUUCCUUGUUUGUGAAGGUAAAUGAGUACUGGUAUAACGUUCGGAAACAUUUUGUUGUGCAUAAAACCUAUGAUACUGCCUUAGUAAUGUGAUCUUUUAUAUUGUGCAUAAUAAUGCGUUCUACGUUUAAUUUGGUGUUGCUGUUGAAUGGUUUAUUUGUGAUAUCACAUGCCCAGACAGAGAUUCCUGGAGUCUGCUCAAAAAAUGGUAAACCUCUACAAUGUUGUCGUAAUUACAAAAGACGUGAUGAUUCAUGUGAAGAAUGUUGGCCAGGCACAUUUGGCAUAGCUUGUAAGGAGAACUGUCCUGACGGGUUCUAUGGACGUUUGUGUGCAGAAGUCUGUGAUUGUCCUUCGUGUGACAAGGUCUCUGGGUGUAAUUUUUCAAAUCAGACUGAGAAUUCCAAUAAUGAGAGCGUUAUCAUUGGUUCAUCAUUGGCAGGAAGUCUUACUUUCAUAAUAGUUAUCAUCAUCUACUGCAAAAAGAGGUAAAAUGGGAAAAUUUCACUUGGCAUUGGAUGAGAGCUUGGGAAGUCUUCAGAAUCAUUUGAUGAUUUGAUAACUUUAUGGUUUCUAUAAAAGAAAUUUCUCCCGUGUUUGUGGAAAUAUAAAUGUUUCUAGAAUUUUUGAAUACAUGAUAUGGCGAUUCAAAUGUCAUGUGAA